AUGGCCCUAUUACUCUACACUGUGUCCGUCGUGACGACGGCUGUACUUGGGUCCCUCGCUGCUCUCGCCAUCUACAAUAUCACGCUUCAUCCGCUUGCCAUCUUACCCGGCCCAAAGCUUUGCGCCUUUUCGCGCAUUCCGUACUGGUACCACUACGUCGUCGGCAGGGAGGUGGAAUGGAUGCAUGACCUGCACAAGAGAUAUGGCGCAGUGGUGCGCUUCGGACCCAUGGACGUCAGCUAUGCUGAUGGGCGGGCCUGGAAGGACAUUGCAGGCUACGAGAAGGGCCGCAAGGAGAACCCAAAACCGUCCGCCUUCCACGUCGAGAACCCAAACGGCGUGGCGAGUAUCAUCAACGCCAGCCAAGAGGACCACACGAGAGUUCGAAAGCUGUUUGCGCCGGCCUUCUCGGAUCGCGCGCUCAAGCAGCAAGAGCCGCUCUUCAAAAAAUCAGUCAACAACUUGCUGGCACUGGUUGAGAGGCUCAGUGCAGACUCGGGAGCGAUAGAGAUAACGCGUCUCUACAACUUCACGACAUUUGACAUCAUGGCCGAGCUCUGCUUCGGCAAGCCGCUCGAUCUACUUGUCAACAACGAGUACAGCGAGUGGGUAGCUUCGGUGUUUGGCCUGUUGUCGAUGCUGCCCAUCGUGUCCAUCAUCCAGUACUACCCCGUCCUCAAGUGGCUCUUCUCCGUCUUCGAACCAAAGUGGGCGAAGGAGCAUCGUGAUAAGCACGCCAAACACACCGCCGACCGUGUCAAUGAUCGCAUCAGGCUCGGCUCCGAGAACUCAGACAUCUUGAACAUGGUGAUGGAGGCUCGGGGGUCGGAGAAAGGCCUGUCUCUCGAGGAGAUGCACUCUAAUGCAGAGCUGUUCAUGCUGGCAGGAUCCGAGACAACAGGAACAGUCCUGGCGGGCUUGACGUAUAACCUACUCAGGAACCCGUCUGCGUUCGACAGGCUCAAAAGCGAGCUACGCACGACCUUGGAAACAGUCGGGAAUAUCUCCUUCGAGAAGACGGCCAACCUGCCAUACUACAACGCAUGCAUCAAGGAGUCGAUGCGUGUCUAUCCGGCCCUCCCCACAGGAUUGCCGCGCGAGCUUCCCAAGGGCGGCAACGUGAUCCUCGGACAACAUCUACCCGAGCACACUCGCGUAAGCGUGCACCAAUACUCAACCUUUCACUCUCCCCAUAACUUCACCGACCCCGACGCCUUCGUACCUGAGAGAUGGCUCAACGAUCGGAAAUACGCAAACGAUGCAAGGGACUGGGUAAUGCCUUUUAGCCUGGGCCCGCGUAACUGCCUCGGUCAGCAGAUGGCCAUGCACGAGAUGCGGCUCAUCUUUGCGGCGUUAGUAAUGAGGUUUGAUCUGGAGCUUGACCAGGAGGAGAACGCGAAACAUGGUGAAUGGAUGGAUCAGCGGACCUUUGCAAUCUGGGCCAAGAAGCCUUUGUAUGUACGGGCCACUCCUGUAAAGGACUUGGAGGAUCAUCCGUCGACGCGACUGUGA
Messenger RNA from Microdochium trichocladiopsis, 1512 nucleotides. RefSeq names its product cytochrome P450. The transcript has a single exon. Gene Ontology annotation, molecular function: monooxygenase activity; heme binding; iron ion binding. The coding region runs from base 1 to 1512 and encodes 503 amino acids. The record is from RefSeq and is a predicted model, not a curated record. Lineage: Eukaryota; Fungi; Ascomycota; Sordariomycetes; Xylariales; Microdochiaceae.